Lucilia sericata (common green bottle fly) is the source of this 3861-nucleotide messenger RNA. RefSeq names its product sodium- and chloride-dependent GABA transporter 1 (gene blot). Bases 86 to 2566 code for a protein of 826 amino acids. Lineage: Eukaryota; Metazoa; Arthropoda; Insecta; Diptera; Calliphoridae. The transcript has 5 exons. Gene Ontology annotation, biological process: sodium ion transmembrane transport. The record is from RefSeq and is a predicted model, not a curated record. Gene Ontology annotation, cellular component: membrane.
UAUUUGGCCAAACAUUUUAAAAUCUUUACCAAAAAAAAAAAAAAAAACAAAAUCAACAAAUACUUUAAACUUCCCCUUUAACCAAAUGCAAGAAAAUGACAAUUUUUUAUGCUCGACUGAUAAUAAACGUUAUAAAAUCUGUCCUAAAAUGGAAAUACCCACAACAAAAUAUUUAGCAGAUUAUCUCUAUGUUGUACACGAGGAUGUGCCAUUUCGUUAUUAUCGCAAAACAAAAUGUUCGGUAUUUCGUGGUCUAGUAUUGUGCAUCUGCCUGAAUGUCACCUACGCCAAUGUUGUGCGUUUUCCCCGUGAAAUGGAUAAAUACGGUUUAGCGUAUUUGAUUCCAUACUUAAUACUAUUAUUUCUAGUCGGUUUACCCAUUGUACUGUUGGAGAUAUCAGUGGGACAAUUUUUGGGACAGGGCGCAGCACAUACAUGGAGAUCAUCGCCGAUAUUUAAAGGAGCCUGUAUUGUCAGUCGUUUUGCUUCAUGGGUUUCUACCGUAUGGGUGUCGCUGCAGGCAGUUAUGGCCUUGGCUUAUAUAGGCAUGUUUGCCUUUAACAGUUUCCCUUUUAGAGAGUGUCUGGGUAAUUUAAGAUUGGCGGCGGAUGGUUAUGCCUUAAGCAAUAUCAGUAGCCAAGAAUGUAUGGAGAAGACUUUCUUAACUCCCUUCUGGGAGAAUCCUUUCUUUUUUGGUUUAUUAUCAAUUGGCUUGAUUGGUCUGUGGGCGGUGGUAAUGUUGUGUACACAUAAUGGCCGGGUUUUACGCAGAGUUCUAUUCAUUUUCGGUUUAUUGGGCUUUCUAUUACUGUGCUGUAUUACCGGCUGGGAGAUACACAACUCUCUGGAUAAAGUUACCCCCUAUUUUCCUCCCCUAUAUGGUUUUACCAAGGAAUAUUUAUAUGAAAGUAAUCUAUGGUUUAGCGCCUUAAUGCAAGUUAUAUUUGCCUUAAAUUGUGGUUUUGGUGUAUUGCCCAUGAUUACUGGAAAAUUUCUAUAUAAAGGUGAUGCUGUACGUACGUCAGUGGUUUAUUUAUGUUUUAAUCUAUUGAUCAAUGCCAUAGCAGUGACACUGUUUAUGAUACAAUUCGAUCAUUCGGCUAAUGGUGCCUAUAUGAUAGAGGAAUUGAAACCAUUGACAACUAUAUAUGAUCGGAUAUUGUAUGACAAGCCGUUAUAUGAAUUGUGGAUUAAGUUAUUACCUUCUUUGGUUUAUGUUUUGGUGGUGAUUUCCUGCUUUAUAACCAUAGUGGUGGGCAUUUAUACUUGCACUCGACUGGUGCCCAGACAUCCCAAUUAUGUUAUCAGUUUGGUGGGCUUAGUGGCGGCCAUAAUUUCCUUAUCGGCUCCGAAGUUCUAUAUAGCUAGAUUGUUGGAUUCCCGCAUUGUGGGUACCAUGAUUAUAACAGCUUUGGUAUUUGAGUUGAUAGCUGUAACCUGGAUUUAUGGCGUGAAAAAUAUCUAUACUGAUUUGGAAUUUUCCAUAGGUCGACCUAUUUAUAAGAUAUGGUUGGGUUUGUGGUGUAUAUGUCCGGCCAUUUUGACGGGUCUUUUAGUCUGGUGGUGUUCUGAUGAUGAUGAAUUUGAUUUAUUGGCCAAUAUUAUGCCUAGAUGGGCUCCUAUAUUAUUUGUUUUAUUUGUUAUAAUGGUUAUAGCUUGUAUUCAAAUCUUCCGGCAAGUGGAGUAUAAUUUCUUUGGCAUGAUAUGUGAGGCCUCCAAAUCGGCCAAAGAAUGGGGUCCUGCUGAUCCUUUGGCCAGACAUGCCUGGAAGCAGUGGCGUUCUGUAUGUCAAGAUACUGGACAAAGAGAUUUUACCUUAAGACGUCGUGGCACCCGAGACUAUACACACUCCAUUAAAAAGGGUCAAUACUCCACCUCGAAUAAAUAUGCUAAUGGAGGAGCAGGAGUAGCGGGCAGUACAAAUAAUCAGCAUAAUAAUUGGAAAUCUUCUACACCAGGCAAUAGUUCUCCCAAUUAUAGUGGUUCGGUAUUUGGAGACUCAGCCAUAGAGGAGGAUAUUAGUGUGGAUAAGUUUCCAGGGAUAACACAACAAUUUGUGCCAUUUCAUAGCAGUGAAACUAAUAAUAAACCUGCCAGACAAUCACACCGAUCACGUAGUCAACCGCGUACCGGACAUCAACUGCCACAACCACAACAACCCCAACAAACAACAACACAAAGACUACAACAUCACAGCAGUCAAGUAGAAUUACGCCCAAAUAAUACAGAACCCAACACUACCACCACCACCUCUAAUACCAAACAUCGUGAAAUUGUCUAUAUUAGACGUUUAUCCUCCGAAGAGGGACAACAUGCUACACGCAUAGAAAUAACACCCUCCCAAGAAUCAAUAUCAUAUGCACCCACCCGCAAUCCCAUGGCCAGAUCCAGUGGAUCACAUGGUAAUGCUAAUAAUUAUGUUAAACGUACUUCCAGUUCGGCUAAAUUGGAAAGUAAUCGUAAUGUUUCGAAGCCUACACCCUCAGCAGCCGAUGUCAAUAAUGGUGAUCAUAUAUGUUGGCGUAAAUUUUCCAUGAAUCCUCAAGAAUAUUCUACAGAAUUGUGAUCUUAAAUGCGAAAAACAACAAACCACAACGAAUCUAGUGAUUUUUCUCUAAUUAAAUUGUAUAUAAGUAAAAAAAGAAGAAACUAAAUAAUUAAGGCGAAAUUUAAACGAACUAAUAGGAAUCUCAAACCUAAAAGUACAGCUGUCAAUGUUCUCAUUUAAGGCAAAAAAGUGCCUUUUUCUGCUUUUUCUAGAAGUACAUUUGGAAAUAGGAGCAGAUAAAGGGCAUCUUUUUUUGCUCUAUAGGGACAUAAAGAGACUCUGUUUAAAUGGUUUUAAAACAAAGAAAACGAAAUUGAUUUCGCCUUAAUUAUUUGCCGACAUAUCCAAAUAUAUAUAAAACAAUAUCAGCUAUAAGUACAUUCCCAAAUAUAUAAUUUACAUAAAAAGACUUUAUUUUCAUAGAAAAAAAUGAAAAUUGUAAAAUUUAUGCAAAACGAAUUAUUAUUAUUAUGUAUUAGUGUAAAUAGUUUUAAACAAAAAAAAAAAAAAAAAAACACAAGUUAAACAAUUCUCUAAGCAACGAAUAUUCUUAGAAAUAUAAAUUCCAAACAAAAGCACCUAACAAAUAAAAUGCCAUAAAUUUGUUGGUUGUUGUUUGGGGCUUAAAGAAUGUCCUGUGAAAUUCAAAUUAUAUCCUUUUUGCAAUACUUACUACAUACACACAUACAUACAUCAUUUAUUUGUACUACAUUUUAGUUACUUUUUUGUUUAAAUUAAGCAUUUAUUAUGAUUUUAAUUUAAUAUUAUUUUGUAGUUUAUUUAAAGUAAUUAUUAUGUAUUAAUUAUUUAGGCCUUAAAGUGCAUGUUAUAUUUCUGUAAUUGUAAUUGUUUAGUAAUAGUUUAUGUAAAUAGUUUUUUUUUGUCAAUUUAAAUAUUUUAUUAGAAACCAAAUUAUUUAGAUGUAAAAAGUCCUCAAAUAGCAAGAAACAAAGAGUUAUCUUUGAUGAAUAGCAGAGAAUUUAUUGUUCUCUAAAUGAUUAAGUUAUAUAAAUAAAACGAAAACAUAAUUAAAGCAAUAUUUAAAAGUUUUUUCAAAAAGGUCCUAAGACAAUAAGAUUUUUUUUUAUAAAAAUACUAAAAUAACUUCUUAAGUUUUCUUUACAGAUAACAAAUACAUAACUACUCCAGCCACUUAAAACACAAAAACAGCUUUUCAAGAAGACUGAGCACCUUAUUCUUCCCAAUUUCUGAACUUACUAAGCCAAAAAAUCUCGGCUGUUAUCGUUCUGGCAUCCUCAGCAUUUAAGUAAUAUCUAUUUAGAACAAAAAUUCUUUAAAAGUUAUUAAAAACC